Messenger RNA from Seminavis robusta, 1491 nucleotides. The record is from the annotation of a GenBank genome assembly. NCBI's taxonomy places the organism in Eukaryota, Bacillariophyta, Bacillariophyceae, Naviculales, Naviculaceae.
AUGCUGUUCCGAUCCUACGCUCUUGCUCUGCUACCGGCAGUUGCCUUCUACGGUCCUGUCCAGGCCCAAGACCUUCGAACUUGCAAUGCCAAUCCACAAUGCGCCGCUCUCGGGUUGGCCGACGACUGCUGCCCCACCAACUUGGCUGGUAUUUUCCUAGAUUGCUGUGAUAACAAGGAAUCCGCGUGCGAUGCAAAUAGCGCCUGUGUGGGAUUAACUGGAGCUUGCUGUCCCACAGCUGAUGGCACCUUUUUGUACUGCUGUCUCAUGGAUGGCGAUGGAGGAUAUGAAUAUGAAUAUACCUACUAUGCCCAUGCCAGAGGAACAGAUGUUGGCAGCUACUGGCUGUCAACUGGCAGCGGGCGCAAUGUUGGGGCCUAUACUCAUAUUCGUCAGAUCGAGUACACGCGCAACCCCGAUGUUUUGUAUGAUCUUCUCUAUCUUACUGGAAACGUCCCUGAUGCGGGUGCCUAUGUCACUGGUGACAAGAAGUUCUCUAUGAAAAUCUCGGAUACAACGGCCCCUCCUUGUACACAGAUCAUUCUUCAGUUUGAGCACGUUCCCGUUUCGGAAAGUGCCCUCGUUAGCAAGCAACUCGACCCCGACCUCAUUCAACCCUACCCCAAGAAUCGCCACAGCCGUUACUUGGCCACCAUCCCUGAAGACGGCAACCAGCAACACAUUGUAUUCGAGUUCUUGGACCGUCCUGACGAUGCUGUGCCCGAUGAGGAUGUAAACGCUGUGGUCAUUUUGUUUGCUCCCGGAACCAACACGGCAGACAAAUUCACCUUUUACAAUUUGGAUUCCAACAAUGAGUGCAGCAAUGGUGGAGCUGCAUGCCAGCCAGCUCCGGUCAAUUCCUGCCCGGCGGUGUAUUUGACCGUGGAAGGUCUUGGAGACAGCACCAAGAGCGGUGGCAAUAGAACGAGGAGCCGUCUCCUUCAACCUGAGGACUGCUCAGAUUGCGCCAACCCUGCUUGUGUGGGAGAAGGCGACUGUGCCGUUGACAACAGUCAUAGUCAACUGACCCAUGAUGCGGACUUUGAUGAACCCGUGAACACGAAUACAACCACGACAGAGGAAGAGAUCACUACUAACGAUCCAGCUAGUGAAGAACCAGCCACCACGGAGGCUCCACCCACAACAGGAGGACAAGACACGACAACUCCCAGUGAUGGAAACGAACCAGUUGACUCCGUGGUUGAAAACGGAACGAAUGAUGAGGGGCAAGCGUCGGCUGGAGCCUCCUUGUUUGGAGGUGUAACCGUAACUGUUGGGGUUUUGGCCAUGGGACUGGCUUGGCUUUGAACCAAAUGAUGAACUCUCACAGAUUUGGACGUUGUAUGAGUACCGAUGUCUUAUGUUCUAGCUUUUAAAAAGAAAAUGAACUGUUUUUCAUAUGGUUACUGGAGCAUCAAGAUUGACACCAAAGCGUCAAUGGCAAAAGCCCAGAAGAUGCGUGAGAGAACUUUAGGAUGGACUCGGGUUUCA